AAGCUUCCGGGUCCGGGUCUAGCUAGCUUCCGGUUUCGCUAAAACAUUAAAAGGAGCGUGUGUGUGUUUUUAGUUGUUGUUAUUUUUGGUAAUCAGUUGAUGCUUAAAUGUGGCGACAUGUUGGUGAGUCGCUGGUUACGGUUACGUUCGCUGUGCAACCGCGUGUGUCCUCACACCAGAAGAGAAGAAAGAAAGGGACUUUUGUGGCGGAGGACACUGAUAGGACACCAGUUCACCGGCACAUUGGCAUCAUCGCGUCCCUGUCACAGUGAUGUAGGGGACUUGUACCAGAACGAGUGUAUACAGAGGUACCUGCAGCAGCUCAUGCAAGAAUACAGAUACAUCUGCCAGAGGUUAGAGCUGCCUCACAUCAGCGAGGCAGACAGAAGAGCAUUGAUAAAGAAACACACAGAGCUGCUGCCCCUGGCAGAUGUCUUCACUGAUAUUGAAGAAGCCUUGAAAGAUCAACAGGAAGUGUCCUCACUACUGCUUGGUUCAGUUGGAGCCAAAGAUGAAGAUAAACAACUCACCGAACUGUUAAAAGAAGAGGAAGCACAAAUAUCCUGCAAGGUUUUGACAUUAAGAAAAAAUCUUGUUAAAGCUCUUGUACCCAUUGAUCCUCUUGACUCCAGUAAUGUCCUGCUUGAGGUUAUGGCAGGACGAACAACAGGAGGUGAUAUUUGCCAGCAGUUUACCAGAGAAAUGUUUGACAUGUACAGGGGCUACGCCUGGUUUAAAAACUGGGAUUUUGAGGUUUAUAACUACACACCUGCGGAAUAUGGGGGUUUGCACCAUGCAGCUGUCAGAAUAGCUGGAAUCGACGUGUACAAACAUCUGAAACAUGAAGGAGGAACGCAUCGAGUCCAGAGGAUCCCCGAGGUGGGCCUCUCCUCCAGAAUGCAACGUAUCCACACAGGAACCAUGACGGUCAUCGUCCUACCUCAGCCAGUGGAGUUGGAUUUGCACAUUGACCCAAAAGACCUUCGCAUUGACACCUUCAGAUCUCGUGGAGCAGGAGGCCAGAGUGUCAACACAACAGAUAGCGCUGUCCGAGUUGUUCAUCUUCCUACAGGAACAGUGGCAGAAUGUCAGCAGAGUCGCUCCCAGCUCCAAAACAGAGACACUGCCAUGCGCAUGCUGAGAGCCCGGCUUUACCAGAGCAUGAUGGGUGAAGAAAUCAAGCACAGACAAACAGUGAGGAAGCAACAGGUGGGCGAGCGUUCCCAGUCGGACAGAAUUCGCACCUACAACUUCAGCCAGGACAGAGUCACAGACCACAGGACGGGCCAUGUGGCAAGAGAUAUUAAGGAGUUCAUGAGAGGGGGAGGGGCUCUGGACAACCUGAUCUCUGAUGUUCUGGAGAACGAAGAGAAGCAGGCUCUCCUGGAGCUGGUGGAGAACAGAGGAAACGGCAGGGAUCUGACAAAUCCGGACUAGUGAAGGCAUACAGACAGACGCUUUAAAAAGUGGAGGAUGGACACAAAAAGUCAGAAAGUAUGUCAAUACAAUGACAAGAGAGGACACAUUGUCAUAUUAUUUCUAAGUAUCUCAUUAUAUUAUGAUGCAGUACUUUUUACAAAAGUGAUUAACGAAUAAGCAAUAUUUUGGAAACAUUACUUCCAUGUAUGAGAGGUGUGUUCAUAAAAGGUUCAAAAAUU
This is a messenger RNA of Cynoglossus semilaevis (tongue sole), 1658 nucleotides long. RefSeq names its product mitochondrial translational release factor 1 (gene mtrf1). Gene Ontology annotation, molecular function: translation release factor activity. The transcript has 8 exons. Gene Ontology annotation, cellular component: mitochondrion. The record is from RefSeq and is a predicted model, not a curated record. The coding region runs from base 100 to 1437 and encodes 445 amino acids. Gene Ontology annotation, biological process: mitochondrial translational termination. Lineage: Eukaryota; Metazoa; Chordata; Actinopteri; Pleuronectiformes; Cynoglossidae.